AUGGAGCGUUUCAAAUAUCCAGUGCGUGGUCAUCAUAUUUUGGAUGGCAAAAUCCUCUAUGAGAUGAACGUUUGGGCAUUCCGUGAGGAAGUUGCUCUCGUUCAGCACGAGCCCAAGCUCCAUUCCGGUAUUAUUCGUGAGAACAUCGCCAUGGGUGUCCCCAACGAAGACACCUCGUCAGUAUCCGAAGACGACAUCAUCCAAGCCUGA
Molecule: messenger RNA, 210 nt
Organism: Fusarium coffeatum
Lineage: Eukaryota; Fungi; Ascomycota; Sordariomycetes; Hypocreales; Nectriaceae
Exons: 1
Coding region: 1-210 (69 amino acids)
Source: RefSeq, a predicted model, not a curated record